Molecule: messenger RNA, 9515 nt
Organism: Manis pentadactyla (Chinese pangolin)
Lineage: Eukaryota; Metazoa; Chordata; Mammalia; Pholidota; Manidae
Gene: TMPRSS13
Product: transmembrane serine protease 13
Exons: 13
Coding region: 134-1723 (529 amino acids)
Biological process (GO): proteolysis
Cellular component (GO): membrane
Molecular function (GO): serine-type endopeptidase activity; protein binding
Source: RefSeq, a predicted model, not a curated record
CCCCGCCCCAUCUGCUGGGGGCUGGCCCUCAGCCCUCCUGCCCUCUUUUCCCCGCAUGCCCGGGCAGCCAGAGGCCAACAUGGAUCUUUCUGUCCGCAUCAGCUGAGCCUGGAAACCUUACCCUUUGGAGGCAAUGGAAAGGGAGACGCGGAAUGCUUCUCCGGCAAGGACGUCACCAGCCCGGGCAUCUCCAGCCCGGGCAACCCCGGGCUGGGCGUCCCCUUCCAGGUCAGCAUCCGGCAGGUCUGCCAGGUCAGCCUCCACAACAUCCUCGCCAACAAGAGUGUACCUGGUUAGAGCAACACCAGUGGGGGCCGUACCCGUCCGCACACCUCCUGCCAGGACAGUGCCAGCCACGAGGGCCACCAGGGAGAGCCCAGCCUUGUUUCCUUCUCCCUGCUCCACGGCACCGGACCCCUCCCCAACAGCUUCCCCCUCCCCUGCUACUGCCCUGCUCCUAGGACUCAGCUUGCCCAAGUUCACCUGGCAGGAGGGCCGGAAGCGGCUGCCACUCAUCGGAUGUGUGCUCCUCCUGAUCGCCCUGGUGGUGUCGCUCAUCGUUCUCUUCUACUUCUGGAGGGGCCAUACAGGGAUCAAGUACAAGGAGCCGGUGGAGAGCUGCCCCAGGCACGCUGUGCGCUGCGAUGGGGUGGUGGACUGUAAACUGAAAAGCGACGAGCUGGGCUGUGUGAGGUUUGACUGGGACAAGUCUCUGCUUAGAGUCUACUCUGGAUCCUCCCAGCAGUGGCUUCCUGUUUGCAGCGACAGCUGGAACAGCUCCUACUCGGAGAACACCUGCCAGCAGCUGGGUUUCAAGAGUGCGUACAGGACUACCGAAGUGGCCCACAGCGGUUUCGCCAGCAGUUUCUCUAUCUCCAAGUACAACUCCAGCAUCCAGGAAAGCCUCCGCAGGUCUGAAUGCCCUUCCCAGCGGUAUGUCUCUCUUCAGUGUUCCCACUGCGGACUGAGGGCAGCGACCGGGCGGAUCGUGGGAGGGGUGCUGGCCCCAGAGAACAAGUGGCCCUGGCAAGUCAGUCUGCACUACGGCACCACCCACAUCUGUGGGGGCACGCUGAUCGCCGCUCAGUGGGUGCUCACCGCUGCCCACUGCUUCUUUGUGACCCGGGAGAAGAUCUUGGAGGGCUGGAAGGUGUAUGCAGGCACCAACAACUUGCACCAGCUGCCAGAGGCGACCUCCAUCUCCCAGAUCAUCAUCAACGGCAACUACACUGACGACGAAGAUGACUACGACAUCGCCCUCAUGCGGCUCUCCAAGCCCCUGGCCUUAUCUGCGCACGUCCACCCUGCCUGCCUCCCCAUGCACGGACAGACCUUCAGCCUCAAUGAGACCUGCUGGAUCACAGGCUUUGGCAAGACCAACGAGGCAGACGAGAGGACAUCCCCCUUCCUCCGGGAGGUGCAGGUCAGCCUCAUCGACUUCAGGAAGUGCAAUGACUACUUGGUCUAUGACAGUUACCUCACCCCGCGGAUGAUGUGUGCUGGGGAUCUCCGGGGGGGCAGAGACUCCUGCCAGGGGGACAGCGGGGGGCCCCUGGUCUGCGAGCAGAACAACCGCUGGUACCUGGCUGGGGUCACCAGCUGGGGCACGGGCUGUGGCCAGAGAAACAAGCCUGGGGUGUACACCAAGGUGGCAGAACUCCUGCCCUGGAUUUACAGCAAGAUGGAGUGCCAGGUGACAGCCAGGCUGAGUGUUAAGCUCUGACAUUCCCAGCCUGCCUCACCCUGUCCCCCCUGUUCUUGUCCUCAGAGUGAGGUGCGUUUCCGGAAAUCCUAAGCCGCCUCCCUGCUCCAGCUCACGGCACUGGCUGCUGUACAGACUCUGACCACAGGGACUGGGCCGCUGGGACAUCAUCUGGGCUAACGGCCACCAGGCACCUUCGUUACUCCCACCUCUGCUGUCUGCUGCCUCUGUGAAUACACACUGUGUGUGCGUGUGUGCAUGUGUGUGUGCGUGUGUGUGUGCGCGUGUGUGUGUGCGUGCGCGUGUGUUGCUGCUCUCCCAGGGUCUUCAGAAACCAGGAGAACUGUUGACUCAUCCCAAACCCCAGGGUGGACAUCACCUGGAGAUAACAGGCUGGGUACCGUGGAGGUUCCUACAGGCACAGCCAUAAUGGCUGGAGGAGGUGCAGUCCAAACAGAGCUCAGGGAAGGGCCUGGAAGGUCCCAUCAUGAAGUCUUGCUCCUCUGACCUGGACUCAGAGACUAGCCCAGAUGGAGCAGCCCCCAGCGGCCCAGGAGACACGCUGUCGCAGGACAGAGAAUGGGUGCCACGGGGUGCCUGGACUGUCUGUAGUGGGAAGAUGCCCCCCUUGGCGUUGCAAGCAUCCUGCCCCCUCCCACUGGUGCCCUGGAUGGCGGCACUGGCCGAGCCAUGGCUGUCCAGGCCAAACACUGGGAACAGGGCUCACUGUUCUUGACUGGCCACAGGCUGUUGGGGCAGAUUUAUUUUAGUUUAGUUUUAUAUUUAAGAGAUGGCAGUGGAUGUAUUUCUAAAGAAUCUCCAAAACUUCCGGGAGCCUUCAGAGCUAGCAGCAAGCACCCCAAGAAUUCUGGGAGAUUCAUGGGAGUCGCCCCACUCCAGAGGCCGGCAGAAUGUUUCUGGCCUCGAGGGACUGGAUGAAGGGGCCCCUCUGAGAUACUCAGGGAUGCGGAUCCUCAUUUGGGCUGGUGAGCAGAUCUGACACCACAGAGCCACACCUGCAGUGGCAUCCAAGCAAGGGCUGCCACCAGGGCAUGAAGAAAAGGGCAGGCCCCCCCGGAGCCGAGGGAACAGGCACCUCCCACACCCAGUGCUAUACUGGGACUUCGGAGUUUCUUCUUGGCUUCCUCUGCCUUUUGAUUUUUGAGUAGUUCCAGAAGCAGCACAGACAUGAAGGCCACGUGGAGAGCAGGCUGACAUUGUGCCCAGGCCCUACAAAAGCCCCUCCGAAGGAUCUGAGUUGCCCUACCCCUGCGAGCCUUCAGCGCUCCCAGCCUUUGUGCCAACGGAAGGCCCGGGUGUUCCCCAGCCUCCCCCCUGGAGCACCUGUCCCUUGCCCAUUCCCCUCCCUCUGCGCGGACCCGCCUGCUGGCGCUAUGCCUCCCAGAGGAAGGGUCCCCGCAGAUCAGCCUGGCCUAGCUCAGGCUGGCAGCGGCGUGGGGAGGCACUGGUCUGGAAGAGCAGGCUGGGGUUGCCUAGCAUGGCUGAGCAGAGUCUGAGGGGGCUAGUGACAUGUUACUGAGGCUGAGGGCUCGGGGAGGGCAACAUCCAGGUCUCCAACAGCCCCCAGCAAUGGCCCUCAGCAAUAAAAGUUGUGUGACCUGAAAAUUUUGUCAUUGGCUGUUACACUGGCACCCUAGGUAGAAAACUGAGAUUGUCACUCAGGGACCCAGACAGCCUCCGUGUGGGCCUCGGCUUUGGGCUCUGCUCGUUUAAUCAUGUGUUCACUUGUUCAUUCGCCCGCCAUAUCAGUGUCCACUCUGUGCCGGGUGCCUAUGCCAGGCCCAAGGGCUGCAAAGCCCACAGUGGGGUCCUGAGGAGCUCGUGCCCCAGCGUGGUGGAAGCUAUGGCUGAUCGUGGACACUGGGCUUGGAGCACGGAUGAAGAAGCCACGAGGCGUACCCAGGGAGGUCAGAGAAGCCUGCACGGUGGACAUGGUUUGAAGUGCGUCUUUAGAAGCAGGUGAGCCUUCACAACACAGACAGGAGUGGGGAGGGACCCCUGAGCGCCUCCUUUUCCCUUUUUCCCUCCUUCCUCUUUCUCCACCUCUGCCUUUACUGGCUCAGUAAGAGACCUGUUCACAAGAAACUCUCACUGCUUACCUGACUCAACUAUUUCCAAAAGAAUUGAUGGGUGGUCUCACUGGCUUCUUCUGAGAGAUUUGUACCUUCCUGCUCUGCCUGUGCGUUUCCUGCAUUGACUGUAUUGACCUCCACCGUCCAUAUCCCACUGAUGAAAGCCCAGCACCCCGCAGCACCCACUCUGGCCACAAGCACAGAAUUCUCCAGGCCUGCCUCCAUGGCCCUGGCCUUUGAGCACCUCAGGUUUGUUUGCUUCAGUCUCCGUCUCGAUGCAGGGGGAGUCCUUUCUCCGUUUUUUUUCUUUCUCCAUCUGAACGGGAAGCUGUGGGGGCAGGUGCCAAGCUCACUGUGUUAGCAGCAGGGGUAACACAGCUCCUGGAAUGGAUCCCACAAUCUCCUGUAAUACCAGUGGCUUAAUCCAUCCACGUUUGUUUCUUGUCCAUCUCAGUGUCCAAGGAGGAUGUCGGGUCAGUGGGAAGCUUCCUUCCACAUUACUUUUGAGGGACUCAGACUCUUCCUGCCUGGUGACUUUGUCAUCGACUCUGGCUGGGAGAGAGAGGAAAGAAAACAUGGAGAAGGCACAUCCCUUCUUGAACGUUCUGGCAAGAAACCGAUGCAUGUCAUUCUCACUCAUGUCGUAUGGGUGUCAGCGUGUCACCAGCACCGCCUGGAUAAAGUGGGGCUGGGAAAUGCAGUCCUCGGUUGGGGCUUGUGCAAGAGCGAGCACGCAUUCUAGACGACCUGCUAACCCUGCCCACGGGAGGAAGUGGGUCUUAGUCCGGAAGCCAGGCCUUGCAGCCCAGUUAGGUUUUAGGCCACGUCUGUUGUUUUUCCUUAGAAACCAGAACUUCUUCCUGUGUCAGGCCUCCCAGGGCAGGGUGGAGGUAUGUGGGUCAGGGGAGAGAUAAGGCAGAGAAAAGGGUGUCAGGGUAGGAAAAGAAAAACACAUUCCUUCGGCCUGGGACAUCUAUACAGUUAUGUCGCGCGUGUGCGCGCGGGGUGGUGGGUGGGGUGUUUCUGCUGACAUUGUCCUGUGCUCCCUGGGUCCUAGGCGUCUCCAGGUACCAGCCAAAGUCUGGCUUUGACAACUCUGUUGUCUGCUGAGUGUCCCUGGGGAAGGAGGCUGAGGCCAAGCGACUGUGUUGGAGGGCGGUGGGGACAGAUGAUGGCUCUUUGGGGAGGGAGCCAGCUCCAGCCUAGCUGCCCAUCCAGCUGCCUCUGGGGUUUGGUUAGAUUCCCCGGGGCUAUUGUUUCCUAUAAUUGUUUCGCUGAUGUCCGGAUGCAAUUGGGAGAUGCACGCAGAGAGCUCCUCAUAAUGAUCACAGUGAUGGGACCAAGAGCCAGCAUUUGCUGAAUGUUGGCCACGUGCCAGAUGCUGUGCUAACCACCUGACGUGUGUUAGCUCCUGUAAGCAUGCAGUAGGCAUUGUUACUAUCCCUGUUUUACAGAUGAGGAAACAAAGGCCAACAGGACUGGAGUAAGCCUCCCCAAACUAUACAACUACCAAGUGGCUGAGUCGGACUUUGAAUCCAAGUUGUCUGAUUUUAGAAGCUGCUUUUCAAAACAAGGUGGAGUCCUCUUGGCUGCAGCCUUUUAGGACCCGCGCCACCUGGCUCUGUGUAUCUUUCCUUGCAUUCGCCACUGGCCUCUGCUCUGGGAUGGGCAGGGUGGGACGAUUCCCCAGAGAAGCCUGGGUACCCACCUCAGAGGGUCACAUGACCAGAAACUCUGCCUGCAGUUCCCAGAAUCUGGGACAAGUGCAUCAUGAGUGGAGGGGGCCUCCCACACCUCCUGUACCCCCGCCCCAAUUGGAUGGUUUCUGGGAUGCCCUCCCAUGCCGUGACAAGCUGCUGCCCCAGGACACCUCCGUGUCUCUCCUCUGGGCGUAGGUGGCUCUGAGAGGCACAUGCCACUCAUUCCCUACCUCCUCUGCACUGACCCAGGCUUCCCGAUCCUUGGAAACCUGACACCCAGGCAGCGAUCUUACCAUGGGUCCACCCAGCCAAACAGGGAGGACCGUAGGCAGCCCGGGCUGUCCGAGAAGGUUUUAUUAGAUGAGCCCUCUGAGCAGGUGAGGGUGUGGCCUGGCCAUUGGUCCUCCACAGCUGUGCUCCUGCCCCUGGGACAUGGGAGCUGGCUGUGACAGGACGCCUCCUCUGUCCCUGCCCUGAGUCUCAGGGGAAGUCCUCCACUUUUCACAGAAGGGAGCAUGGCAUUUUCUUGGAAUGUUUCCUCCUAAUUAUACUGCGUGGUAAUGGAGAGAGCACUGAAGUUGGAGCCCAAGUACUGGCAGUGCAGAUUCCAGCUGCACCACCUACUUAGCUAUGUGAUCUUGGGCAAGCCAGCCUCUCUGUUUCCUCAUAUGUGAAAUGGGUGUAUCUGUCCCACACGUGGCAGGAUAAAUGGGAGGCCACAUGGAAACAAGCAGGGCAAAGUGAUUAGCUAUUGUGCUCUCUCAACAAGUGUUGAAUUCGCAGCAGAAGAGCCAGGUCCUUCACUUCCAUACCCCCUCGUCAGAUGAAUGAGAAAGGAGGGGGACAUCUGGGUACAUCUUCAGGUCUUAGAAAAUGUGCUAUUUCUUUGUGUAAACCUUCCUCUAACUUAUGGUCAUGGGUGACGUCUGUGAGGGCUCACCACACCUGAGGCAGAUGCUCGUCCCCCUCUGUUGGUCAUGGAGCUCCACCGAGGUGAGCUUACCCUGCUCUCUCUAGUCACUGAUGGGACCAGGGUGGCUACCUGUCCCUGGCCCUGCUCUGGCAGCAUCCGACUGCUUAGCCAUGGAGCUGACAGCUCAGGGCUGUGAGGGGGCACACGUGUUCGGACCCCACACGGACUCUCCUCCAUCUACAGCCGUCUGGCUCCUGCCCCACCGUGUCAGUGAACUGCGUGUUGCCAAAUCUGAUGUGGACGUUUUAGUCCUCACCUUCUGGAACUCUCUGCAGCAUUUCACUGUCAAGUGCUCACUACUUUGUGAAAUUGCCACGCCUUCUGUGACGUCAAGCUCUCCUAGGUCCCCUUCUGGCCCUUUGGCCGCCCCUGUUGUCUUCCACAAGCACCUUAAUGCUGCUCCCCAGGAGACCACCCUUUGCUCUCUUCUCAUGGCAAAUGCUCGCCCAGGGCCAUCUCAGCCAUUCUGGGCUUCCAACUAACAUCUAUAGAGCCAGCAGGCGUUUGUUCCAUGUCACUAAGCUACAAGAAAUGAUGCUGUUCUUUUUAAAAGCGGAUUAAAAUCUGACUUUGAACUGCUGCAGCUUGGCUGGAAAAUGUCCCUCUUCAUGUUCUACCCCAGGAUGCUACGACCCAGAGAAGUCUGCCCACUGCUCCCCAGGCUGGGUGCUCAGUCUGUGGCCCUCCCGGCACCGCUCAGAGGAUUUUGCAGGUGCAGGAGUACCACGGAUUUGCUGCUGUCUGUGCUCCCGGUCUCAGGAAUCCCACUUUCCCUGGGUCAGGCCCAGGCUGCUCGCUUCUCUUCAGCCCCAAAGCCCUUUUUGCAGACAGUUCAGGCCCAUCUCUCCUACAAACGUUGCACAAGAGAGGCCUAGACAUUCUCCUUUGGGUCAAAGCCAUUCCUUCCUGAUGAGAUCAUAGCAGAAAACAUUUCCAUAAUUGUGUAUGGAUUUUCAACUAAUCUAAGUUUUCACUCCUUUACGAUAAAUCACUGUAGGUGGUACUGGUGGGUCAUAUGGUAAUUUUAUGUUUAACUUUACAAGAAACUGCCAGGCUGUUUUCAGAGGGGCUGUACCAUUUUGCAUCCCCACCUUAUAAAUAAGAGUUCCAGUUGCUCCACAUUCUCACCAGUAAUUGGUACUGCCAGUAUUUUUUAUCAUAGCCAUUCUACUAGAUGUAUAAUGGUAGCUCAUUGUGGUUUUACUUUGCAUUUCUCUAAAGAUUAAUGAUGUUGAGCAUCUUUUCAUGUGCCAUUUGCUGUUUGUAUUUCCUCUUCAGUGAGGUGCCUGUUCAGGUCCUACCCCUGUUUCUUUGUUGGGUUGUUUGUUUCUUAUUGUUGAAUUUUGAGAAUUCUUUAUAUAUUCCAAAUAUUAGUCUUUGUUGGAAAUGUGAUCUGUAACUAUUUCUUCCCCAUGCAACUUGUCUGUUUAUUCUCUUAAUUGGGUUCUGUAGAACAAAUUUUUUUAUUUGGUGAAUUUUAAUUUAUCAUUUUUUUUCUUUUUGAAUUGUGCUAAGAACUCUGCCAAACCCAAGCUUGUGAAAAUUUUCUCUUGGCAGUUUUAUUGUUUUAUGUUUUACAUUUAGAUGUGAGAUCCAUUUGAGCUAACUUUUGGAUACCAUUGAGGUCAGAUUGAGGUUCCUUGUUUAUUUACAGAAUGGAUGUCCAGUUGUCCCAGUGCUGAAAAGACUGUACUUUCCCCAUUUUGUCAAAAUGCCUUUGCAUUUUGUCAAAAACCAGUGGAGCAUAUUUGUGGGUUAUAUUUCUAGACUCUAUUCUGUUCCAUGGAUCUAUGUGUCUAUCCUUUCACCAGUGCCACCCUGUCUUAAUUACUGUAGCUUCACAGUAUGUUUAAAAGUUGGCUAGGGUGAAUCCUCCAAAAAUUUUUUUUUUCAAAAUUACUUUGACUUUUUCAUCCCUUACAUUCCCAUAUAUGGUUUCAAACCAGCUUGUCUAUAUUCUAAGGAAUCCUGUUGGAAUUUUUAUUGAGAUUGCAAUAAAUUGAUAAUCCACUUGGAGAGAAUUGACAUAUUAACUACUGAGUCUUCUAAACCAUGACCAUAUUAUGUCUCUCCAUUUAUUUAGGUUUUCUUUGAUUUUUUUCACCUAAGUUUUAUAGUUUUCAGCAUACAGAUCCUAUACCUAUUUCAUUACAUUUAUAGCUAAGUAUUUAAUUACAUGGUAACACAAAUGAUCUUAAAAUAACUGUAUUUUUCAAGACAAAAAUUAAGGAGAAGAGUGACAUUGUUUCACAGUCUUGCAAAUUUCUUUAAUAUCUGGCCUAAAAAAUAGCUGGUUUCUCUUACUUGCUUCAGUACUCCAUCUGUCGAGAUAUGUUGUUUUGGUUGAAAUACAUGAGAAAAAUUCGAUCUCACACAGAUACAGAAUUGCUAAGUGGAGUAUUUUAACAGCUUUUUCAGAAAAUUAUGGGUAUUUUUCUUUGAUACUAUACUCAAACUUGACAAGUAGCAGUUUCUUGAGGGCUGGUUGCAAUGUGGAAUCUGAAAUCUGUCAGUGUACUUGCUUACAUUAAAAUCUCUUAGUCUAUGGUGCACUAUUUUACCCAGGCCUAAUUUUAUAACAUCAUGCAUUGGUCAUUUGGAAAAUACUGGUUUUGAGUUAUGAGCAUCUCCUGAUAGUGACAGACUUCAUUAGAUAAUGUGAAAAACAAUAUGUAUUAAUAUCACCACUGGUCUCAUCAGAGAAGUCUGUAAGGGUUGGCAAGCUGUCAAGCUUGCAGACCCGAAUUUUCCAAAAUUCGAAUGUUCGAUUGAAAGUUCAAGUUCUAUCAUUAGCGACAAAUAUUGUCAGAUGUCUUCCUGGAGGCUGCCUUUUUGAGAAAAUGACUCAAGUCUGAAUAAUCAUAGUUUGUCAGUCUUCAUUCAUGUAACAGUGGUGUUUCAUGAGAAAAGUGGCUGGUUCAGCUCAUAGCUCAAAAAUGCCAGCGCUUCUCCUUAAGACCCUCUUAGGAUGUGGGUAUGCAGCAGAAGUACUUUAUGUAUAUACUCCCCAUCUUCUUUCACACUGAAUAUUAAAAAGACAUGUACUG